CCUGAUAGCGUGACAUAGCCAGGAUCGCGGUUUAAGCACGACGUCGCGAUCUAGACACGACGUUGUGCUCUUAUGUGAGAUUCAAUCUUGUGAUUGGGUAUUAGUACCUGAUAUGCGGGUGCCGACUAUAGGAUCGGGUAAUCCGUCGAUAGGCAGCGGAUGCAACGGAAUGUCCGCGUUCAAGGGUAGAUACCUAUGCAUGCGGCGGUAGUAUUCUAACUCUGUUUAGGCAUAUGCAUCAUGAAAAUUCAGCUCGUCUCAUGCGUUCGACAGCUCAGAUUCCCCGAUCCCAGGCAGGAUCGAAAGCUGUUGCAGUAGUGUCCGUUAUAUAAGUUGAACAACUCCGUAGGUGAAACUUACUUUUGCCAUCAUACCCAUUUUCCUACAAAGCCGCAAGCAGAAAUAUAAGCAUCAUAUACCUACACUUGUGAGAAUCGUCUUCUUGGACUCGCCUUUUGUCGAAAUGUCGGAGCAACUGAAGACUUACCGGGGCAACUGCCACUGCGCUGAAUACGUCUUUGAAGUUCAAGUGCCUGAGAGUUCCAAGCCAAAAGAGUGCAAUUGUAGCUUGUGCUAUAAGAGGGGUGCUCUUUGGCUCUCGCCUAAAAGCGAGAACUUGCACUUUGUCAAAGGUGACCCCAGUACCCUGGCGAAUUAUACAUUCGGAGGGAAAACCUGGAACCACAAGUUCUGUUCCAAAUGUGGAGUUGAACUCAUGGUCGUGGGACAUAUUACACCCCCGCAGCCAGGGGAACAAAAGGAGCCAGUAAUCGGAGUCAAUGUUCGAGCUUUCCAACAUGGCCAAGGUAUGGACGCCUGGGCUGUAGAAAGGGACUUCAUUGACGGUCAAUCAUUUGGGAAACCAUAUGAACCACCAAAAUUCACGGGACCUGAACCAAAGGCCGUAGUAGACGGAGGUAAGCUGUAUACGGGUGGCUGCCAUUGCGGCGCAGUGAGAAUAGCAGUCAAAUCCAAACCGUUUGAUCAAAUCACCGGCCGUUGGAAGCCUAUACAAUGCAACUGUAGCAUUUGUUCUAGGCAUGCAUACGCGUGGUGUUACCCUCCAAAGGAGCAGGUCGAAAUCGAAGGCGAAGACAACCUUGAGGUCUACCUGUUCAACAACAAGCUAUUUGGAAAGGUCUUUUGCAAGAUAUGUGGGGUAUCAGCGUAUAACAAGCUACAACCGAUCACCGAAGACCAGAUCAAUGCAAUGCCAGAAGAUCGGCAAGGCUUCGUUAGGGUUUGGUUGGACCGGAUACCGAUCAACCUGAGGGUUAUUAAUGACCUAAAUGUCAAUGACCUGGGCUUGGAGGUGUGCGAUGGGUACGAUCGUGAACCACGCUAUGUCGAGCCAUAAAUCUUGAAGACCAAGCCACCGAGAACGGAGGGGUUUAGACCUGGGCUUGUUUGUAAAGGAUGAUCUGUUACACUCAUUAGAACCUAAGCCAUUUCUCCA
Hypoxylon fragiforme is the source of this 1456-nucleotide messenger RNA. Its product is annotated as glutathione-dependent formaldehyde-activating enzyme. The transcript is spliced from 5 exons. The record is from RefSeq and is a predicted model, not a curated record. Bases 464 to 1357 code for a protein of 297 amino acids. Lineage: Eukaryota; Fungi; Ascomycota; Sordariomycetes; Xylariales; Hypoxylaceae. Gene Ontology annotation, molecular function: carbon-sulfur lyase activity.